This is a messenger RNA of Cynoglossus semilaevis (tongue sole), 3285 nucleotides long. RefSeq names its product Rho GTPase activating protein 24 (gene arhgap24). The record is from RefSeq and is a predicted model, not a curated record. Gene Ontology annotation, molecular function: GTPase activator activity. Gene Ontology annotation, biological process: activation of GTPase activity; wound healing, spreading of epidermal cells; negative regulation of Rac protein signal transduction. NCBI's taxonomy places the organism in Eukaryota, Metazoa, Chordata, Actinopteri, Pleuronectiformes, Cynoglossidae. The transcript has 10 exons. Gene Ontology annotation, cellular component: focal adhesion. The coding region runs from base 485 to 2881 and encodes 798 amino acids.
GUAACCCACACACUCUUCUCAGAGUGUGUGUCUCACCAGCAAGGAUGACCGAGGGACUCUGGGCUGUACAGUGUGUGUGAGGGUUUUUUUUGUGUGUGUGGUUGUGUGUGUGUGUUUGUCAGAGAAGUGAGGCGUGCGUGUGUCUGCCUCAAGGGGCUCAGGGCAGGACAACCACAGAGAGCGUCGGCUGAUAGGACUCUCAGAAUACAGAUGGUGUGAGCAGUCGGGGGAAAAGUUUUUUACAGCAGCUCAUCUGAUCUGAUCUGAGCUCCGGCUCCGGUGAAUCUCCUCAGCACGUUCUGACAGUCCGUUCAACGGAGCAGCAACCUCAUCUGUCCUGCCUCUGAUAUAUAUAUAUUUUUUAUAUUUUUUGUUGCUGUUGACUCACUGUGUGUCACAGGAUUGGAUACAAUAACGUGCAUCACCGUGCUUCACAGCGGAGGAUUCGACAAAGCUGCAGAUUAGAAAGGUGAACGUCGCUGGGAUGGACGACCAGCGUGUGUCACUCAGCAGUCCCCAGCAUAGCGCAGGUGCAGCCGGCGCAGACCGGCAGCGGCCGGGUCGACCCAGCGUCGUCAGGUGCGGGUGGCUCAGGAAGCAGGGGGGGUUUGUGAAGACCUGGCACAGCCGCUGGUUUGUGCUGCGAGGAGAUCAGCUGUACUACUACAAGGACGAAGAGGAGACCAAAGCCCUGGGAACUAUUUCCUUACCCGGAAACAAAGUUUUGGAGCAUCCCACAAGCGGCGAUGAAGGGGGGAAAUUUCUUUUCGAGGUCAUUCCAGGGGGAGACAGAGAGCGGAUGACAGCCAAUCAUGAGACCUACCUUCUUAUGGCCAGCACCCAGAAUGACAUGGAGGAUUGGGUGAAGACUAUUCGAAGGGUCAUAUGGGCACCGUUUGGUGGAGGGAUCUUUGGCCAGAAGUUGGAAGAGACGGUGCGAUAUGAACGCCGCUACGGGAACAAGCUCGCUCCAAUGUUGGUAGAGCAGUGUGUGGAUUUUAUCCGGCAGUGGGGUCUUCAGGAGGAGGGUCUGUUCCGACUGCCUGGACAGGCCAACCUGGUCAAAGAGCUGCAGGACGCCUUUGACUGCGGAGAAAAGCCUUCAUUUGACUGUAACACAGAUGUGCACACAGUGGCUUCUCUCCUGAAGCUCUAUCUCAGAGAGCUACCUGAGCCCGUCGUCCCCUUUCACAAGUACGACGACUUCCUGGCUACUGCCAAGAUCCUGGGCAAAGAUGAUGAAAUGGGUUUAAAGGAGUUGAGAAGACUCUUGGAAAGUCUACCUCCAGUCAACUACAACCUGCUCAAGUACAUCUGCAGGUUUCUAGAUGAAGUGCAGUCAUAUUCCGGAGUGAACAAAAUGAGUGUUCAGAACUUGGCCACUGUGUUUGGGCCAAAUAUCUUAAGGCCAAAGAUUGAGGAUCCAGUAGCCAUAAUGGAAGGUACAGUUUUAGUCCAGCAGCUCAUGGCCAUCUUGAUCGACCACCAUGAUGUGUUGUUCCCUUGUAACGAAGACACCCCCACGGCCCUCGAGCUGGUCAACAACAACAUCGAACCAACACGGCGACAAACCGCUGCAACUACCUCCACCCUCAAAACGGUGUCGCAGAACGCCGAGAACAACAACACACAGGUGGUCCGGCAGUGUGUGUGGGACAACCCCGAGUCUCCCUCUCGAUGCCAGCACGUAGACAACACCGGCUCCCCGCGCUCGUCCAGCCCACUGAAUGGCGUCAUGGGACGUUUUGACAUUACCCGCAGCCCACCACUGACUGUUAAAAAGAACCCCGCCUUCAGUAAAGGCAGUGGAAUUGUUACAAACGGCUCGUUCAGCUCCUCGCCCUCCUCCGACCCCAUUCAGGACAAGAUGCAGGCUCUGAGUGGAGGAGGAAGCUUACCGAUUCGGCGCAGUGGGGCUCUGAAAGGCUCCGGAACGAAAAUGGGCACCAGUGGCGUCACCACAGGAAUUGGCAGCGGAGGGAACGGAGUUGUCCGUAUGGGAAUCUCAGGCACCGAUGUGGUCACGGGGAGUUUAAACGGCCGCAACGGCAUCUGGGCACAAAACGGCUGCGUCACGUUACGGGUGAACAACAAAUCGAGGGACUGCCCCAACGGGGAUCAAACGACCAACCAGAACCGUCUGUCCACGUAUGACAAUGUCCACCUAAAUCAACACAACCUGCAGAUGCAGAACCAGAUCACGAACGCCUGUCUGAACAACAGCUGCGAGGACAAACAAAGCGUAGACAGCGCCACGUGGUCCACGUCUUCAUGUGAAAUCUCACUUCCCGACAACUCCACCUCCUGUCGCUCCUCCACCACGACCUGCCCAGAGCAGGACUUCUACGGAGGGCACUUUGAGGACUUGGAUGGACCAACACUGGACAAUGAACCUCCUCAGUCUGCUGGAGCGGAGGUGGAGGGCCGAAGUAGCAACAAGGAAGCGGGCGGAGUCGGCACAGGGAGAAGCAGCCGAGGAACCAGCAGCAGUGACAAUAGUGAAGGUUUCAGUGCUGCCAACGGGCCCGGGAGCCACAGCGCUCUGCACAGCUUGGUGGCAAGUCUGAAACAGGAGAUGAACAAGCAGAAGACGGAGUACGAGGCCAGGAUAAGAAGCUUGGAGCAGCGCAACCUUGAGCUGGAGUCAGAAAUGGUGAACCUCCACGAGGAGCUGGACCAGGAGAGGAAGAAAUACACCAUGGCAGAGAUCAAGCUGCGCAACGCCGAGCGCGCCAAGGACGACGCCGAGCGGCGAAAUCAGAUGCUUCAGAAAGAGAUGGAACAGUUUUUCUCCACGUUCAGCGACCUCACCGCGACCGGCGGAACGACAGCGGCCGACCCACGGCGGUCGGAUCGCAACAACGCCAUCUGGAUACAGUGAAGGAUGAUGGGGGACGUUGGUCGAAGAGGAGGGAAGACCAGAAACGAAUGUGAAUGUGAAAUGUGAACGAUGCAGGCUUCAAACGGGAUUUGGCCUGCAUUUAUAAAGACAAAGGUCGGAAGUCACGUUAGAGAAGUUUUAAUUUAAGAAGUAUACUAUGAGUAUUAGUAUACGCAUCACCUGGAGUGAUGUCAGGGUGACUUUACCUGUAAAUACAGUAAUAUUUAAAUUGUUUGUUUUUCCUUCGACCUGCUCCAAAAAAGCUCACCGUGGUACGUCUUUACCUGAAGGUGCUCCACAGUCUGUGGUGAAAAAGUGACCUACGUUAUCAUAAAGCAGCUCCAAAAGCCAGACAAGAAGGAAGGACGAGCAUUUAAAAAGUCUCUGUAAAGCAAAACAAAAAA